UGUUUCCCCAGUUGCCUCCUCUACAGGUCCCUGGUUCCCCUCCAAGGCCUCAAGGCUUUGGCAGCUCUGCAGGACGAAGACAUGGCCAGGGGCGCUGACAACACGCUCAGGUGGGCGACUCUGGUGGUGCUGGCCGCCCUGGGCACAGCUGUGACAGAGGCUGCCAACCCCGGCAUUGUGGCCAGGAUCACACAGAAGGGCCUGGACUACGCCUGCCAGCAGGGAGUGACUACUCUGCGGAAGGAGCUGGAGAAGAUCACGAUUCCCGCUUUCUCCGGAAGCUUUAAGAUCAAGUAUUUUGGGAAAGGACGUUAUAACUUCUACAGCAUGGUUGUUCGUGGAUUCAAGCUUCCCACUCCCCAGAUAAGACUGUCACCUGACCGGGGCCUUGAUCUCUCCAUCAAAGAUGCCAGUGUCACGAUCAGUGGAAAGUGGAAGGCCCAAAAGAAUUUCAUCAAAGCCAGCGGCAACUUUGACCUGAGUGUGGAGGGCAUCUCCGUUUUGGCUGGUCUGCGGCUGGGUUAUGACCCCACCUCGGGCCACUCCACCGUCUCCUGCUCCAGCUGCAGCAGCCACAUCAACAGGGUCCACGUACGCACGUCCGGCAGCAGCCUGAAGUGGCUGAUCCAGCUCUUCCACAGAAGAAUUGAAUCUGCCCUCCGAAAAGCCAUGGAGAGCAAGAUCUGUAAGAUAUUGACCAAUACCGUGUCCUCCAAGCUGCAGCCUUAUUUCCAGACCCUGCCAGUGACAGCCAAAGUGGACAGAAUGGUUGGCAUCGAUUACUCCCUGGUGGCACCUCCAAAAGCCACGGCUGAGAACCUGGAUGGGCUGCUGAAGGGGGAGUUUUUCAGCCUGGCCCACCCCAGCCCCCCUCCCUUUGCCCCACCGGCACUGGCCCUUCCUGCUGACCACGACCGCAUGGUGUAUCUGUGCAUCUCCGAAUACUUCUUCAACACGGCCGGGCUGGUGUACCAAAAGGCUGGAGUCCUGAAUCUGACCAUCAACAACAACAUGAUUCCAAAGAAAUCUCUGUUCAGCCUGACAACCAACUUUUUUGGAACUCUCAUACCCCGGGUGUCCACGAUGUUCCCCAACAUGGAGAUGCAGUUCCUCAUCUGGGCCUCCUUCCCCCCGCACUUUACCGUGCACCCCUCUGGCCUUGACCUCAUCUUUGUCCUGGAGACCCAGGCCUUUGCUGUCCUUCCGAACGCCUCCUUGGCCCCCCUCUUCCUGAUUGAGAUGAACAGCAGCAUUUCUGUGGACAUUGGUGUCCGGUCCAAAAGGCUUAUUGGAGAGCUCAGGUUGAACAAGCUGCACCUGGAACUGAAGCACUCAAACAUCGGCCCCUUCUCGGUGGAAUUGCUGCAGGCUGUCAUGAACUUUGCCAUGCCCACUCUCAUGCUUCCCAAGAUUAACGAGAAGCUGCAGAGAGGCUUUCCUCUCCCGCUGCCCGCCUACAUCCAGCUCUUCAACCCGGUGCUUCAGCCUCAUCAGGAUUUCCUGCUGUUCGGUGCAGAUGUCCGCUAUAGCUGAAGUCGCCCUGGGUGGCAGCGGCUGUCAAUCCUGUCGGCAGGUGAGGGGGCUCAGCCCUGGUUCCUGACCGGCCCGCAGGGCCCAGACUGCCCCUCCCCAGGUGUCUCUCUCCAGCUCUUGACCCAGAGACCCUCGCAAACUUCUAUGAACUCAGAUUCUGAGGGAACCUUACUCCUUGGAAAAGGGUGCCGUGUGUAUCUUAGGGAUUGUGAAUUUCUUUCAGGGGCUCGGGCGGCAUGGACAUGCCCUCCAGGCAUUGCAUUUCGAUUGUAAUCACAGUAAUUCUCUUUGCGCUUCACACAACACACC
Molecule: messenger RNA, 1842 nt
Organism: Phacochoerus africanus (Common warthog)
Lineage: Eukaryota; Metazoa; Chordata; Mammalia; Artiodactyla; Suidae
Gene: BPI
Product: bactericidal permeability increasing protein
Exons: 15
Coding region: 82-1533 (483 amino acids)
Biological process (GO): negative regulation of tumor necrosis factor production; negative regulation of interleukin-8 production; defense response to Gram-negative bacterium
Molecular function (GO): lipopolysaccharide binding
Source: RefSeq, a predicted model, not a curated record